UGUGUGUGUGUGUGUGUGUGUGUGUGUGUGUGUGUGUCCAUGUGCAGAAGAAAUGUAUUGUACCAAAAAAUCAACUCUGCUCUUGUUCAUAUUGGGUCUCCUGGGAAUUUUAUAUCUUUGGAUUGUUCAUAUAGACAGAUAUGCAAUGCCCUCUGACCUUUUGCCAUUCCAGAAGACCAAAGACCACCAUGGGUGCAGAGGGACCACUCUUCAUUUCCCAUUGCCAAACCAGAAGGGUGUGGAUUCCAAACGCAAUGUCAGCUGUGGGGGCAGUGUUAUCGACAAAGUGAUGGAAGGUUAUUCACUAAACUGGAAAAGGAAUGAAACCAAUUAUCAACAGUUCCGGGUGUUGCUGAGCAGCAUGUGCAAUGGUACCUCUAAAGCAGUCGUCACGCAAGACAAAACUCCUGUGGGCUCAACUGUCACUUACGAUGGUGAGAGUAAAAAGACACUGAAAGUAGAUGCUCCACUGUUCAGCCUCUUUCCAAAGGAGUCACCCUUUGUAAACAAAACUUGGGAUACAUGUUCUGUUGUUGGAAAUGGAGGUAUUCUGACCAACAGUAGCUGUGGACCGCUUAUUGAUUCUGCCCAAUUUGUUAUUAGGUGCAACCUUCCACCAAUUGAAAACGACUAUGAAAAGGAUGUGGGCAAUGAGUCUGAUCUGGUAACAGCCAACCCCAGCAUCCUACACGAAAAGUUCAAGGAUCUGGUAGAGCGCCGGAAACCCUUUGCAGAUAAGCUCCGUUCUUACGGCAACUCCCUGAUCUUCUUGCCUGCCUUCUCAUUUAGCUUCAACACAGCACUGUGUCGGCGUGCCUCAUACACCGCUGAAGACUUCCAGAGCCCAGCUCAGCCUGUGUACAUGAACCCAGAGUACAUGAGGAAUGUGGCCCUCUUUUGGCACUCCCAGGGCCUACGGGCUAAGCGGCUAAGCACGGGUCUCAUCAUGGCGAGCCUGGCGCUCGAGCUGUGCUCCAGCGUGCACCUUUACGGCUUCUGGCCCUUCAGCACGCAUCCGCAUACCUGUCAAGCCCUCGCCAAUCACUACUACGACAAUGUACAGUUCAAGAAGAACAUCCAUGCCAUGCCCACCGAGUUUGGCCUGUUGCUACGCCUGCACAGUCAGGGCAUUCUCAGGGUGCACCUCGGGCAGUGCCCAAAAUGUUCAUAACAGAAGUAUGUACGUCUGCCAUGUUCAAAAGAAUCUAUUCUUAUUAUUGUUUUAUUAUUAUUAUUGUUGUUGUUAUUACUAUGGGCAUGUUGGUAGAACUUAAAGCAACACUCCGUUUUUUUGGACACAGGACCUCAUUUCCGAGUCAGCCAGAGUGUUAGAAGUGUGUCCAGAUCGUUUUUUUGAAAUUCCAUGCAGUCAUUGUA
Engraulis encrasicolus (European anchovy) is the source of this 1377-nucleotide messenger RNA. Its product is annotated as alpha-N-acetylneuraminide alpha-2,8-sialyltransferase-like. The transcript has 8 exons. Gene Ontology annotation, biological process: N-glycan processing; oligosaccharide metabolic process. Gene Ontology annotation, molecular function: alpha-N-acetylneuraminate alpha-2,8-sialyltransferase activity. The record is from RefSeq and is a predicted model, not a curated record. NCBI's taxonomy places the organism in Eukaryota, Metazoa, Chordata, Actinopteri, Clupeiformes, Engraulidae. The coding region runs from base 53 to 1171 and encodes 372 amino acids.